CAGUGAUAACACAACAUAACCUAACUCGCCGCAAAAUCUACUCAUCAUCAUUGUUAUAAACAAAAUUUGAUGUGAUUGUAUCUUGAUAAUGCGCUGAAUUACGAAAAUUGUUUCAUGAUUAAAGUCUAUCUCGAUUUGGCAGAAUGUAUCACGUAUCAGGAAUAAUAGUACGCAAUUAGUAUCAAAGGAACAAAUGAAGAAUAUCUAUCUACAUACCGAAGCAGCAUUCUCUCCCAUGUAUUUUUAGUCUUGUCUAAAUUUACAGUGUCAUCUAAACAAUAGCCACAAUAAUGGUAGAUCCAACAAUCGGUCUUUCAUGUUUGCAAGAAUCUCGAUUUAGCAUAAUAAUAGUUGCGUUUUACUCAGUUGGUGUACAGAUAAAAAUAUCCAAAUUGGUUUGCCCCUAAUAAAUUGUACGAUAAUAAUAAUAUUUUAAGAAGCAUAAGUAAUAAACCUAGUAUAGUUUACAUUGAAGAUGUAGUAAUAAGUAUCUUCAUAAUACACAAGUUAAAAAUUUUGUACUUGAUAUUAUGAAGAUUGUUUUUACGUUCUUGGAAUUCUCAUGGAAAUCUCUUAAUUGUGUUCAGUAAACAAACAUGCGUUGUUAUGUACAAAAUGGUGAUAAAAAGAAGUGCUGUUUUUAUUAUUAUUACUUAGUUUAAAUGAAAAAACAGUGGACUUGGACUAUGGCUUGCACCAUUGGUUGGGCUCAGUGCUGCAAUCACGAUCCUGAGAGAAGAUAGCAGUUAUUCAGAGAUAUGUUUACUUACAGGAAUAACUGGAAUAGGUCUCGUGAUGAGUUGCCUUUGCCUUAUUCUUCGUUUAUCCACAGAAACAACGGCUGUUAAAGACUUUCAAGUUUUAUAUUUCCUGCCAGCAAUGUUCACAUCUGUAUUAUUUCUACUCUUUGGAGAAAAAGGAUUGCUUGUGAGUGUGACAUGGGGCUUAGGUGUUGGAACAUUUGGCACAUGGGGAAUCUUGCAACUGAUGUCUUAUUUUCCUGGUUGUUUCACAAUUGGUGAAGCAUCAGCAGUGAUGCAAACUGCUACUGUCUUUCUACUAUCCACAGCUGCCAAUAUACCUCUAAGAUAUCAUCUGCCUCCAAUACAUAAUCAAGAUAUCGCCACUGUCAUACUACAAGUAGCCGUUCUGUUUGUAGCAACAGUUGCUAUUUUAUGUAAUGCAUUCCCAUUGUUACGCUCACCGGGACCAUUUUAUGCAAUAAGUUUUGGUAUUCUCCUGCUGGGAGCUGUUCCACUUUUACACUUGUUGCUCGAUCAAAGUCCACUUUUGUGGUUGUUGGGUUUUAUCUUCGAAAAAAUUGACAGGGUAUUCAUGGUGUUGUACUGGCUACUCUGUUUGGCACUGGGGAUAGGAGUGAUAUCCUAUCAAAUUUUAUGCAAUUCAAAAGCUACAACUUCAGCCAGAAAAUCAUUUCACGUGUUAGCUGUGAUGGUAUACAUUCCUGGCUUGAUCAGCGAACCAACCCUACUCUAUGUCGCCAGUGGUCUGGUAAUGGCCCUAUUUCUAAUGCUGGAGCUAAUGAGACUUUGUAAUGUACCACCGCUAUGUGAAGUUCUACAGCAAGGCUUUUCUGUAUUUGGCGAUGAAAAAGAUACACUUAUAUCUUUGACACCGUUAUACUUGCUAGCAGGACUUUCAUUUCCUCUGUGGUUACCAGCCAGCAAUCUAACAUUAUUAUCUCUGCUAAGCGGAGUAUUGACUAUCGGCAUUGGCGAUACAGCAGCCAGUGUUGUUGGCAGCAAGUAUGGCAAACACAAAUGGUCAGGUUCACUGAAAUCCGUGGAAGGAACAAUUGCUUGUAUUUGUAGCCAACUCUUUGUCCUGUAUAGCCUUGCAUCGUUUGGUUUUUUUGAUGAUUUCUGGCUAUUGUUACGUGCCACACUGGCUGUGAUUGCUGUUUCGUUUGUUGAAGCAUGGACAGAUCAAGUGGAUAAUUUGGUAUUGCCAAUUCUGACCUAUCUUGUGUUUGUUGUUUAAGAACAGUGACGAAUGAUUCAAACUUAAUUGUGACAAUCAUUUAGUGUCUUGUUCGAACACUCUAAUUGCCCAGGUAUAAUCAACAAUUAGCAAAGGGAUGAUCAUGUUCAAAAAUACAGAACUACGUGUAAUUAA
Neodiprion fabricii is the source of this 2136-nucleotide messenger RNA. It is a transcript of the gene Dolk, whose product is annotated as dolichol kinase. Gene Ontology annotation, molecular function: dolichol kinase activity. The transcript is spliced from 7 exons. Lineage: Eukaryota; Metazoa; Arthropoda; Insecta; Hymenoptera; Diprionidae. Gene Ontology annotation, biological process: dolichyl monophosphate biosynthetic process. Gene Ontology annotation, cellular component: endoplasmic reticulum membrane. Bases 796 to 2001 code for a protein of 401 amino acids. The record is from RefSeq and is a predicted model, not a curated record.